AUGGGUUUUGCUAAUUUGUGCUUCCGUAGGUCAGCAUCAAGGCUAGCUUCUUCAGUGUGUGGUGGUCGAGUCCGGUCUAUCUCUACCGUUGUCAACCGUCCGUCUCUUGUUCACAACCCAUCUCCCCUUCGUCCCUUUGUCUCUCGUGGAUUUCUUUACUCGACGGCUGCUAUUGAUGAUGACUGGGUUAGUUCUGAGCAAGCGGUUCUCCGGGCGAUUGACUAUGAGUACAACUAUCCUAUCGAGCUCGUUGAUGGUGAUGGGAGAUGUGUCUCUGUUAUCGACCAGCUCGCCAGAUUUGCUAUGGCUCUCUGGAAGGAUCGCUCUCUAGGCAUGAAGAACCCUCCUGCAAGUUUCCCUUUCAAAAUUGAAGAUAUUCCUGGAAACAGGACUGUUAAAUUGACUAGAGAGCACAAUGGGGAGCAUAUUGAAGUUGUAUCUGCUAUUCCUUUCGUUGUGACUGUUACCAAGAAGAGUGGACGUAGCCUAGAGUUACGCUGCACGGCUAGGGCUCUUUCUGAUGAGAUUAUCAUUGAUGCUAUACAUGUGAACCUACCAGGGAAAGAUCCAGAGGUGCUCCAGGACAUAGAUGAUUCAGUAGGAAUUGAUCACGAGGUUCUGAAGAAGACAUUCAACAAGUAUCUCGAGAUCAGAGGAUUGAAUGCUUCCACAAUCUAUACUAUUGACCGUUACAUGAUGAAUAAAAUGAAGCUGGAGUACUGGUUGUGGUUGGAUCAUCUUAAGGAGUUUUUGGAAGAAUAG
Molecule: messenger RNA, 762 nt
Organism: Camelina sativa (false flax)
Lineage: Eukaryota; Viridiplantae; Streptophyta; Magnoliopsida; Brassicales; Brassicaceae
Source: RefSeq, a predicted model, not a curated record